GUGGUGAUUAUAUUUUUGAGCGAUACAGAUAUGUGCAUUAAUCUGUUUAUGUUUUUGCUGUAGGCUCUUCGAUACUUGGCAGAGUGUCGUGCAAACAGAGAAAAGAUGAAGGGAGAACUGGGUAUGAUGUUAAGCUUACAAAAUGUUAUACAGAAGACUACAACUCCAGGAGAAACAAAACUCCUGGCCUCUGAAAUCUAUGACAUUCUUCAGUCCUCCAACAUGGCAGAUGGUGAUAGUUUUAACGAAAUGAAUUCUCGUCGAAGGAAAGCUCAGUUUUUUCUGGGAACUACAAACAAACGUGCCAAAACAGUGGUUUUGCAUAUAGAUGGUCUUGAUGAUACGUCUCGGCGAAAUCUUUGUGAAGAGGCUUUGUUAAAAAUUAAAGGUGUCAUCAGCUUUACUUUUCAAAUGGCUGUUCAAAGAUGUGUGGUGCGAAUCCGUUCAGAUUUGAAAGCAGAGGCUUUGGCAUCAGCAAUAGCAUCAACCAAGGUCAUGAAAGCUCAGCAAGUUGUCAAAAGUGAAAGCGGGGAAGAGAUGCUAGUCCCAUUCCAAGAUACUCCUGUGGAAGUAGAAGAGAAUACAGAGCUGCCGGACUACCUGCCUGAGGAUGAGAGUCCCACAAAGGAGCAGGACAAAGCAGUAUCCCGAGUUGGCUCACACCCAGAAGGUGGAGCUAGCUGGUUAAGCACAGCAGCAAACUUUUUAUCCAGAUCAUUUUACUGGUGACUUCAACUUCAGUUUGGGGCUCAAGGACUGUCUGAACCAACAAGGGUCCAGUUUUCCAUUGUUGUGGUGAACUGUCAAGUGCAAUUUGCAAUAAGUUAUCAUGAAAAGUUUUUAGAUUACAAAAUUGCGUAUGCUGCAUUUUACAUUUUAUCCCACUGAGUGGUAAAAAGAAAAAGUCGGAGGCUACAGGUGAAAUAUGUUUAUGAAGGUAUUUUGGUUUUGUCUUCCUUUGUUUAAUUGCCUCACGUUUAUAAAUGCAAAACAUGGGUCCACUGUUAAUACCAAACCUGUAUGUGCAGCUUUAUAUUUUAUUUUACAUGAAGCAUGUAAUUAGGAAGACUCAUUUCUCCUCAAGCCUCAGGAUCUUUCUGAAGAGAAGUUUUAUCAGAGCUCAAGUUGUGCAUGAAUUACUGAACAUUUUUCUCUGUUUUUCUUCAUGAAUGGUACAUGCUUUGGUAUUCUUCACUGAAAGUUGAAAACAUUUCUUACCCUUCCUUUCCCCAAUACCUAUCCAUCUGUGCCUUUUUUAUUUUGUCAACCAUGUUUAUAGAAAGGACAUUACUAAUGACAUUUUGCAAAUUGAAAUAUGUUUGAUCUUAACAGUCCCUUAAAAAACAACUCUACAAAAAAAAUCUUUGCAAUCUUAUUAAUUCUAAUUUUAAUAAGGUUAACAAAGAAACAGUUAAGAAGGAGGAAACCUGUAGUAGCAAAGUGCUUUUGGAACUGUUUGAAUGUGACCAAUUGGUUCUAGUUGACUCCUGUUCACUUUGGUUUAUAUCAGCUCUUGAGUAUGAAGUCCACCAUGUUAUUGUAAGUGCUCUCUUGACCUUUGUGAUUACAUACUAGGUCCUACUAGAAGAAAAUAAUAGAAGCAAAGAACUGACAGACUUGAAAAAAGAAAACAAAAAUGCCUAUAAAGCCAUAGUGCCACUCUUGGUAGAGUCUGACUAUAAAAUACAAAUUACCUGGCAGCAGCCAGUUCAAUAAGUGUUUCUCUACAUUGCCUUUUGUGAUUUAUUACGAAAAUACUGCAGUUGUACUGAAUGAAAAAAAAGAUCCAAAUUAUUGCUUAUAAGGAAAUCAGCAUUGGUCAUUUAAUCUUGUUUCUCAUGUCUAAAUCAGAAAACUACUUCAGUGAAGGUAAGAAACAACUUUCUCGCUAUGUAUGUAUGUACACACACAGACACAUACACACACACACAGACACACACACACACACACACACACACACACACGUGGGGUAUUUUUUCCUGAUAAGUCAGAGCAAAUCACAUGUAAGUAAUGCUUUGUUACAAGUUAUAAAAUAUUUGACAGCUAAGAUUUUUUUUUUUGGAAACUUGGCUAAAUCCAGAUAUGUUUUAAUUUUAAAAACUAAUAGGGAAAAAUUGAAACUCAUUUUCAUCACCAUGUACAGCUGCUAUUUUACUACUUGGAAAUGUGAAGUGAAAAUUGGACCCUGGAGGGUUUCUUUGCUUCUCUUUUAGAGAAAAUUUAAAGCAUCCAGUGUUACUGGAGAAAAGUAAUUGUAAAAUAUUAUCAUCAAUAAGAAUCUUGAGUUCACUAAUGUUUGAUCUUCUGAAGGGAGAGUUAUUGAGGGUCUCAAGAACAAUAUUUUUUUCAUGUGUCUGGUCUCUAAUUCAAGUGAUACGCACAAACGAAAUAUAAGCUUUCAGGGCACAUACUGCUUUAAAUGCAUAGUACUACUUGCUGCCAGACCAGAUGUAUUGGAAAAACAAAACCACCUCCUUUCUAUAACCAUUAAAGUGAUGUUUACUUUCUGUUUUAACAAGUUUUUAUUUUAUCUUGCCACACAUCUGCUUAUUUAAAAAAAAACAACAAACUAUAACCUUUUGGUAGUAAUGGUUAAGUACAAGUAGGCAUUUCAGCUUGAUGUUUAUGUGUUCUGAUUCUAAGUGUUUUUUUCCCCCAGGUCUUAUAGAGCAGUUAAGGCAACUAUAAUGGCAUUUUUUGAAAUAUAUUGUAAAAUAAAAGGUAACAUAUUAAAAGCUAAAUGGAUAUUCA
Dipodomys ordii (Ord's kangaroo rat) is the source of this 2751-nucleotide messenger RNA. It is a transcript of the gene Armc1, whose product is annotated as armadillo repeat containing 1. NCBI's taxonomy places the organism in Eukaryota, Metazoa, Chordata, Mammalia, Rodentia, Heteromyidae. The coding region runs from base 106 to 729 and encodes 207 amino acids. Gene Ontology annotation, molecular function: metal ion binding. The record is from RefSeq and is a predicted model, not a curated record. The transcript is spliced from 5 exons.